AUGCCCUGGGCAUUCUUCAGGAGGAAACCUGUUUGCAUUGAUGUGCGGGACGAGCAGCGGAAGGAGCAGACGGAGCUGGCGGGUGCUAUCCCAGUUCGCUCGUCAGAGCACACGGACGAGGCAGUAGCACAGGAGGAAAAGGAACCUGGUCUGUUCUCCCUGCUUCCCAUGGAUCUAGCGGACAAGGUCCUUGUGCUGCUAGACGGGCACGCUCUUGCUCGGGUCUGCUGCUGCAACACCCUCUUCGCGCAGCACAUCCACUGCCAGCAUCCGGCAUGGCGAGUGCUGCAGCAAGAGAGGUACGCUGAGAGCGCUAACGACAGGCAGAGGUACCUUGAGGUCGCCAGGGAUCGAUGCAGUCUGUGCGGGCUGCCAGACGACGUCCAGAAGGAGCUUCAGGCCUCCAAGAAAUAUUUCUGCAGCACCUGCACCUUCAGACAUGCUGAUAGGAUCCGGGAGAUGGAGAAAUUCGACAAGCAUCUUCACAGGAAGGCCAUCGAGCUUGACACGUCGAUCCGAAGGCGGAAUCUCAACCCCUUGCUGAAAUCUGACACGCUCAAGGACCUGUUCGCAGCGAAGCCCCUGGCCCCACCCAAGCUGCUCUUCUCAACCAAGUUUCAUGGACACUCUUUGAGCCGAUUCUUCAGUUCGACCUCGGGGAUGAGCAACACUCUCCUGAUGAUCGAGACGUACGACGGAGAACAACUGGGAUCCUUCACCCGAGAGGCUUGGAAGAACAUGGGGGAACGACCGUUCGGAUCCGACAAGAGCUUCCUCUUCCGUUGCAGGCCCUCCUUCCAAUGCUUCUCGGGGCAGCCAGGGCAUUCAGGGUAUCAGUUCGCAUGCAAGGAUGGGAUCGCCUGUGGGGGAAGCAACUGCUCUCGCCUAUCCGGCAUCUUCGUCGACUGCAGUCUAACCCGGGGUUCCUCCUUGCCCUCCAUGCAGUUCAGGAACCCCAACCUUGCUAGCACGCCUAUGUUCGAGAUCAAACACCUGGAGGUCUGGAAAGUCUUCUCGGUGGAGGAGGAGCGGCUCUACGCAGACCUCUCGGAUGAUGAUGAUCCUUUCGACCUCCUUGGUGCAGGCAAGCAUGACUCUUGA
Molecule: messenger RNA, 1101 nt
Organism: Guillardia theta CCMP2712
Lineage: Eukaryota; Cryptophyceae; Pyrenomonadales; Geminigeraceae
Exons: 8
Coding region: 1-1101 (366 amino acids)
Molecular function (GO): protein binding
Source: RefSeq, a predicted model, not a curated record